This is a messenger RNA of Colossoma macropomum (tambaqui), 2761 nucleotides long. RefSeq names its product radical S-adenosyl methionine domain containing 1 (gene rsad1). The record is from RefSeq and is a predicted model, not a curated record. Gene Ontology annotation, molecular function: coproporphyrinogen oxidase activity; 4 iron, 4 sulfur cluster binding. Gene Ontology annotation, biological process: porphyrin-containing compound biosynthetic process. Lineage: Eukaryota; Metazoa; Chordata; Actinopteri; Characiformes; Serrasalmidae. The transcript is spliced from 9 exons. The coding region runs from base 150 to 1475 and encodes 441 amino acids. Gene Ontology annotation, cellular component: cytoplasm.
GUGCAGCAAAGCACCCCCUUUUUAGCGGUGCUCUACCUUUAGCAGCUAAAGUCAAAGCAUUGCUUUGUUCUUGUCUUUAACCAGACCUAAAUCUGGAUUUACUGUUAUUGCUGCGACACCGAGUCAGCCAACGUUUGAGAUGUGAAGAAAUGCGGUGGCGAGGUCUUUUCCAGCGAUGUGUUUUGAAGUGUCCUGUCACCGAGACAGGACAAGUUUCCCGCAGACCUUACACACAUGAAGCUUCGCUGUAUGUGCAUUGGCCCUACUGCCUGAAGCGAUGCUCCUACUGCAACUUCAACAAGUACAUCCCUCGCUCAGUGGAUCAUGCGCUUAUGACACAGAGUCUGCAGAAAGAAACCCGGACACUGCUGCACAUCAGCCAGGUUUCUCGCAUUACCUCUGUGUUUUUUGGUGGUGGGACACCCAGCCUGGCCCAACCCUCUACCAUCGCUGCUGUACUGGAGACUGUAUCAAAACAUGCACAGUUUUCUGCAAAUGCUGAGGUCACCUUGGAGGUAAACCCCACACCUGGAGCGAAAGCCAGACUCAGAGACUUUGUAGCAGCCGGAGUCAAUCGAUUUUCUAUUGGGAUGCAGUCUCUGAACGACAGCAGUCUGAGGGUACUGGGGAGAGAUCACAGUCCACAGCAAGCUCUCCAGACGCUCUCAGAGGCCAGGACACUGUGCCCUGGACGUGUGUCAGUAGAUGUUAUGUUCGGGCUUCCAGACCAAAGUGAAGAUUCAUGGCAGAGAGAAAUGGAGGAGGUGCUGUCCGUCUGUGAUGACCAUGUGUCACUAUACCAGCUGACCCUGGAGAGGGGCACUCAUCUCUUCAAACAAGUCCAGUUGGGUGAAGUGCGUGUGCCUGGUGAUGACGUUACCGCCACGAUGUACAAAACUGCUAGAAAUAUUCUCAAGAAGGCGGGCUUCCUCCAGUACGAGGUGUCCAACUUCGACAGGAAUAAUGCUGUUAGCACACAUAACAUUGGCUACUGGAAAGCACAGCAGUACAUUGGUGUUGGACCUGGAGCACAUGGCCGUUUUGUUCCUCAUGCACAACAGGGGGUUCUGAGGGAAGCGCGCACUCAGACAUUAGAGCCAGACGUUUGGAUAAGAGAAGUCCAGCAGCACGGGCAUGCAACACGCAGGCGGAUACAGCUGAGCCAUCUUGAGCUGUUGGAAGAAGUUUUGGUCAUGGGACUACGAAUGAAUGAAGGAAUCUCUCACCAGCACUGGGCAGAGUUCAGUCCAGAGGCAAAUUUGCAUCAAGUUUUCGGAAUAUCAGAAGAUUUUCAGCAACUGCAACAGAGGGGUCAUCUGAUCCUCGAUGACAGGGGGCUGCGUUGUUCCUGGGAAGGUUUAGCUUUACUGGACAGUAUUUUGCCUACGCUGCUGCUGAGGCUGGAGAUGUUCUUCCAGAAACCUGCGGGCUGUGCUGCACCUGCAGACAGGACACAUGGACAGAGAGAGAGAUGACUGAGCUCAGCCAGUCAGAGAGGAAGAGAACAUAAAUCAGAGUGCUCAAUUAUGCAAGUUUCAGGAAUUGUGAAAGUACAAAGCAUAUUCCUUCUGUAUUUUGGAGCUGAUUCUUGUAAUGGAAUGCAAAGAGAAGCUUUUCCAAGUGCACUUCCUCUUUCUUUUAUAACAGAUGGCUCCUUUGUUGUGGUGGACUGAAGUUUCAAAAGAGGAUAAAAUUUUCCAUCUGGUAUCGAGUGCUAGGUGCACAUCUCAAAUGAACUAAGAAAAAACACGCCCUCGGAGUGUGUUUCCUGAGUUGAUCAGCAGAAAGAUUACUGCAAUUCUCUUCUCUUUCCAUGCUCUUUUCAUCACAUUAAAGAAAUAUUUCAGCUGAAAAGCUUAGAAAAAGUAUGGAGUAUCACAGUUUCCCUGCUUAAAAGUGUACACAUAAGCUGUUAUUGUAAGAUGUUUUUCGGACCACAUCAUAGUUUUGAUUAAGUUCUCUUUGAACUUUCACAAUCAUCAGUUUCGUCAUGUUAUUUCACACGAUGUGUGAUUUUCACCGUAGGGGUCUCUAAAUCCCAAACCUACAUAGAGUGGCUUUAACUAACAGUUGGAAAUUGGGCGAAGUACCUUCAGCUGGUCUGCUUAUGUUUACAUUGUGCAUUGACUGUUUUGAGUCAUUCAUGCAAUGCACCACUCUUCCAUAGCACCCCUAUUGCUAGCCAGUCAUCUUGUCAACCUCCACAACCUCUCAUAUGAGUGUGUUCCAUUUGCUUGCAAAUGGUGUGAGGUUCGGAUAAAAAGUACACAAGCAAUGUUAUUAUGUUUGUUGCCUGUUGGUUAAAAAAAGACUUAAAGAUAAAAUUUGUCCAUUGUCCAAUUUGGCUGUGAAGAAACUGGAAUCAGCCAUAAAAAUUUAUGAUGAGGGCAUCCCAAGUUAAAACCAACAUAAUUACAAGUAACUGGUAAUAAAAAUCCACUUUUGCAUUGAGUGUCAACACAGUAUGUAAUACAAAAAAUGCAAUGUUAUUUAUAUUUGAAUUAUUUAUAUUAAAUAUAUAUCCUGAGUUAUUCAGUUUUGCAGAGAUAUUUCUGAGGCGAUUAGAUGCAAGAUAAUCCACUUGCAUAUGGAAGAAGAAAGUCAAAGGAAAAUAAUUGAAAAAAAAUACAGAGAAGUGGGACUUUUAACCAUCUUGCAAGAUGUGGUAGACCAACAAACCUGUCCCCAUCAGAUAAACAGAAGAAAAAAAAAUGCUAUCAAAGAAAGAAGCUGCUGGUGUUCUCAGAACAGUAGACUGACC